Messenger RNA from Apiotrichum porosum, 1137 nucleotides. RefSeq names its product Scaffold-type E3 ligase (gene DCN1). The record is from RefSeq and is a predicted model, not a curated record. The transcript has 6 exons. Gene Ontology annotation, cellular component: ubiquitin ligase complex. Bases 1 to 1137 code for a protein of 378 amino acids. Gene Ontology annotation, biological process: protein neddylation; positive regulation of ubiquitin-protein transferase activity. Gene Ontology annotation, molecular function: cullin family protein binding; ubiquitin conjugating enzyme binding; ubiquitin-like protein binding. Lineage: Eukaryota; Fungi; Basidiomycota; Tremellomycetes; Trichosporonales; Trichosporonaceae.
AUGGUCCAAAAUACACUGGAUAUUCCCAUCGGGCCGUUCGGUGGAGGCCGGUCAACGGUGUUGCAUGAGUGUGCAGGUCUGGGCGCUGCUGGUUGCGCGCGCGUUGUGCCAGCUCUCGCCGUCGGCGCAUGGUCCAUGGCCUCCUCGCCACUCCGUCCACUCCGCUCACUCGCCGACAUUGUGCGUCUAUACCUCGUCCUCACCCUCGUAGCAGCUAUCCUCUGCUACCGCCUCGUCCGCUGGCUGUCUCACACCAACAAGCAGCACGUCAUGGCUCCCCCUCUCACCAAGAGCGCUGAGAAGCAGCUCAUCGCAGAGUUCCGCGACGUCACCGGCACCUCCGCGACGGACGCGGCCAAGUUCCUCAAGAAGUACAAGUAUGACUUGCACCGUGCCAUCAACGGGUACUUGGAGCACGCUACGUCGGGCGGCGGCAGCGCCAGCAGCUCGGCCGACAACGCCAAGAAGAUUGGUGACAUUUGGGAGCGCUUCAAGGAUGCCUCCAACCCCAAGCUUGUGACCAUUGAGGGCACCAUGGCCUUGUGCGAGGAGCUCGACAUUGACCCCGCCUCGGACUCUGUGCUCUUCUGCCUCGCAUCAGACCUCGGAUCCAAGGCUACUGGCGAGUGGGAGAAGGAGCCCUUUGUGCAGGGCUGGUUGUCGAUUGACUCGUCGAUCAACUCCAUUGCCAAGAUGAAGGCCGCCCUCCCCACGCUCCGCACCAAGCUCAACUCGAACGCCGAAUACUUCAAAAAGGUCUACAUGCACACGUUCGACCUGUGCAAGGCGCCUGGCGCCCGCGUCCUCGCUCUCGAGACGGCCAUCGACAUGUGGUCGUUGUACAUUCCUCCUGCGCUCCAUGCCCGCCCCAGUGCCCUCUCUCGCGUCCCCACCGGAUCAAGCCCCACGGGCAAGUCGACCGACACUCCCGCCGAGUUUGGCGAUGCCGACCUCGACCUGUGGCUCGACUUUAUGCGUGAGAAGAACCGCGCCGUCAGCAAGGACACCUGGUCCUUAUUCAUCGACUUUGUGCGCACCAUUGACGCUGCUUACACGGAGUAUGACGAUGAAGCCGCUUGGCCGUCGACCAUUGACGACUUUGUCGAGUACGCGCGUGCCAACAAGGCCAAGGCCUAG